Messenger RNA from Orycteropus afer afer, 930 nucleotides. RefSeq names its product olfactory receptor 7E24-like. The record is from RefSeq and is a predicted model, not a curated record. NCBI's taxonomy places the organism in Eukaryota, Metazoa, Chordata, Mammalia, Tubulidentata, Orycteropodidae. Gene Ontology annotation, cellular component: membrane. Gene Ontology annotation, molecular function: olfactory receptor activity; G protein-coupled receptor activity. Gene Ontology annotation, biological process: G protein-coupled receptor signaling pathway.
AUGGAGCCACGGAACCUAACAGGUGUCUCAGAAUUCCUUCUUCUGGGCCUUUCUGAGGAUCCAGCACUACAGCCCCUUCUUUUUGGGCUGUUCCUGUCCAUGUACCUGAUCACUGUGGUUGGGAACCUACUCAUCAUCCUGGCAGUCAGCUCUGACCCUCAUCUCCACACUCCCAUGUACUUCUUCCUCUCCAACCUGUCAUUGACUGACAUCGGUUUCAUUUCUACCACAGUCCCCAAGAUGCUGGUGAACUUGCAGACACAAAGCAAAUCCAUCAUUUAUGUGGGCUGCCUGGCACAAGUUUUUUCUUUAUAUCUCUUUGGAUGUCUGGACAAUUUCUUCCUCACUGUGAUGGCUUAUGAUAGGCUUGUGGCCAUCUGUUACCCCUUGCACUACACAGUCAUCAUGAACCCCCGCAUCUGCCAUUUGCUAGCUUUGGUAUCUUUUUUCCUCAGUCUUUUGUACUCCCAGAUACACCUUUCAUUGGUGUCACAAAUUAACUUUUGCACAAAUGUAGAAAUUCCUAGUUUCUUCUGUGACUCUCCCCAACUCUUUAAACUUGCCUGUUCCGACAUCUCCACCAGCACCAUAUUUGUAUAUUGUAUUGUUGCCAUCUUUGGUGGUAUUCCAGUCUCAGGGAUCAUUUUCUCUUAUAUGCGAAUUGUUUCCUCCAUUCUGAGAGUCUCAUCUUCAGGUGGGAAGUAUAAAGCCUUUUCCUCCUGUGGCUCUCAUCUGUCAGUUGUUUGUUUAUAUUAUGGGACAGGCCUUGGAGCAAACCUCAGUUUAGCUGUCUCAUCUUCUGCCUGGAAGGGUGCAGUGACUUCAGUGAUGUACACGGUGGUCACCCCAAUGCUGAACCCCUUCAUCUACAGCCUGAGGAAUAGGGACAUCAAGAGAGCCCUGCGGAGGCUCAUCAGCAGAGCAGCCUGA